Messenger RNA from Adineta ricciae, 1005 nucleotides. NCBI's taxonomy places the organism in Eukaryota, Metazoa, Rotifera, Eurotatoria, Adinetida, Adinetidae. The record is from the annotation of a GenBank genome assembly.
AUGUCGAAGGCUAUCGACGAAAAAACGCAAUCGAUCGUUAAACAAUGCAGAUCCAUACCAAGAGAUGCUAUUGAAAAUCUUCCCAAUUAUAAAAAACUAGAAUUCAUUUCUGCAAUGCAAUCGACAGGAUUCUGUGAUAUUUACCUUGUCUUAGCUAUCACAUUUGGUCUUGUUGGAAUAUUUACGGCUAGUAUUCCUUAUUUUGGUAUUGCACGUUUUCUUCAUUACUCCUAUGAUAAAGCAUUUGGGAUUGAUAUCUACCGGGAAGAAUGUUUAGCACCCAAACUUGAAUUUUUAAUUGAUACAUUUCGUCCAGUCACAUCUUGUGACAUAUGUCGUAAUAUUACUGAAAUUGAACGUGUAUCAAAGAUAACACGGGAUGAGUUCGAAGCGAAGUAUGCAUACACAAAUCGUCCUGUUAUUAUAACUGAUGCGAUGAAUGAUUGGUUGGCUUUGGAAGAAUUCGAUUUUAAAUUUUUCAAACGUCUCUAUCGAACAAAUUCCAGUGCACUUCGCGCAGUAGAAGAGAAGUGUCAAUUUUUUCCCUAUAAGAACAAGAAUGAAUUUGAAACGUUGGGCGAUGUCUUCGAAAUGGAUUUAGAUCGAGCUUAUAUGAUCGAUGAAAACUAUCGACCAUGGUAUGUUGGAUGGAGUAAUUGUGAUUAUUCGACAGCUUAUCUCCUUCGUCAAUACUAUUCGAGACCAUAUUUUCUGCCUGAACGUUCAGAAUCUAGUAAACUAGAUUGGAUUUUUAUGGGAACACCAGGACUUGGUGCACAUAUGCAUAUUGAUAAUGUUGAUUUACCCUCAUGGCAAGCACAAGUACGUGGACGAAAGCGGUGGACACUGCGACCAGUGCCUGAAUGUCAUUUCGUUUGUCGAGAAUUCAGUUUUACCGUUGAACCAGGAGAAAUCAUUGUACUCAACACAAAUGUCUGGUACCACAAAACCUUUGUUGCGAGUGACGAUGAAAUUAGUAUUACAAUAGGAUCAGAGUUUGACUGA